UGCUGUUUAUUUGCAGCUGGGCCAAGUCGGCGGCGCAGGAGGCGGCGGAGCGCAGGGCGCCCGCAGCGGGUCCAGCUGCCGCCGCACCGUGCCCGAGCGCCCCUUCGGGCAGCCGCCGCGCGCCGCCGGAGCCCCGGCAGGGGAGGAUGCCAGCCGCCCGGGCGAGGCCAGGGCAGCGGCGGUGGCGGUGGCGGUGCGAUGGUAGUGACCGCGUCUGCCCGCGGCAGCGGCAGCGGAGGCGGCUGGGACCGCGCGCCCUCCCGGCGGCCAGGCUGUGGGCUCACGCGGGCCGGGGCCGCGGCGCUGCUGGUCGGGGCGAGCUGCCUGUGCUACGGCCGCUCCCUGCAGGGCGAGUUCGUGCACGACGACGUGUGGGCAAUCGUCAACAAUCCCGACGUGCGGCCAGGAGCCCCGCUCCGUGGAGGUGUCUUCUCCAACGACUUCUGGGGCAAGGGCAUGGCCGAGAACACCAGCCACAAGUCCUACCGGCCGCUGUGCGUCCUCACCUUCAAACUGAACAUACUUCUGACUGGCAUGAACCCCUUCUACUUCCAUGCAGUCAAUGUGAUUCUGCAUUGCCUUGUGACUGUUGUGCUGAUGUACACCUGCGACAAGACCGUCUUCAAGAGCCGGGGACUGGCUUUUGUCACGGCGCUGCUCUUUGCCGUCCAUCCUGUUCACACUGAGGCGGUGGCUGGAAUUGUGGGCAGAGCGGACGUGUUGGCGUGCCUGCUGUUCCUGCUGGCCUUUCUGUCCUACAAUAGGAGUCUGGAUCCGUGCUGUGCUGGUGGACGUUUCGCUCCCACGGCCUCGCCCUUCUUCCUCGUGCUCAGCCUGUUCCUGGGGACCUGCGCCAUGCUGGUGAAAGAGACUGGCCUCACAGUGUUUGGCGUGUGCUUGGUAUAUGACCUAUUCUCCAGCUCCCACAAGCAGGAGAAGCCGAGCAAUGGGAUCAUCCCGUCCCGCAGCCUCCUGCAUCCUGGGAGCACCCGGGCAGCCCACCCCCACCGGGAGAAUGGGAAGCAGCCCCAGCUCCCUCCUAAAGGCGCCUGGGGUGGCUGCCACUCCCCGCUCCCACCAGAACCCCAGAGCAGUGGAUUCCCUGGGUCACCACAAGCCGUGUGGUCCCUGAUGAGGUACCUGACAGCGAGCAACAAUAGAAAUUUCCUGCUUACCAUGAGACCGUUUUUGAAAAGGGCCGUUUUGGUCAUUAGUUAUGUCAUUGUCAUUUUGUACUUCCGUCUGUGGAUCAUGGGAGGAUCCAUGCCCCUGUUUUCCGAGCAGGAUAACCCAGCUUCAUUUUCGCCUUAUAUUCUCACAAGAUUCCUUACCUAUUCCUACCUCUUGGCCUUCAAUGUGUGGCUUAUGCUCGCACCUGUUACCUUGUGCUAUGACUGGCAAGUGGGCAGUAUUCCCCUGGUGGAGACCAUCUGGGACACGCGGAACCUAGCCACCCUUCUCCUGGCGGUGGUGAUGGCUUUGCUGACGCUGCACUGCUUAGCAGCCUUCAAGAGAUCGGAGCACGAGGAAGUCUUAGUGGGCUUGUUGUUCCUGGUCUUGCCGUUCAUUCCAGCCAGCAAUCUCUUCUUCAGGGUGGGUUUUGUGGUGGCCGAAAGAGUCCUUUACAUGCCUAGCAUGGGCUACUGCAUCCUUUUUGUGCACGGACUGAGCAAGCUGUGUACCUGGCUCAACCGAUGUGGGGCCACCACCAUGAUUGCGUCCACUGUGUUGCUGCUCUUGCUGUUCUCAUGGAAAACUGUGAAACAGAAUGAAAUUUGGCUGUCCAGAGAGUCCCUUUUCAGGUCUGGAGUUGAGACUUUACCCCACAAUGCCAAGGUUCACUACAACUAUGCCAACUUCCUGAAGGACCAAGGUCGGAACAAGGAAGCCAUCUACCACUACAGGACUGCCCUCAAGUUGUAUCCACGCCAUGCAAGUGCCCUGAACAACCUUGGGACCCUGACGAGGGACACGGCGGAGGCACAGAUGUACUACCAGAGGGCUCUGCAGCUGCACCCCCAGCACAACCGGGCUCUCUUUAACUUGGGCAAUCUGCUGAAGUCCCAGGAGAAGAAGGAGGAAGCCAUCCGCUUACUGAAGGACUCCAUCAAGUAUGGCCCCGAAUUUGCGGACGCGUAUUCAAGCCUGGCUUCUUUAUUGGCUGAGCAGGAGAGGUUUCACGAAGCUGAGGAAGUCUACCAGGCUGGGAUCAAGAACUGCCCGGACAGCUCAGACCUACACAACAACUACGGCGUGUUCCUGGUGGAUUCCGGCUCUCCGGAGAAGGCUGUGGCCCACUACCAGGAGGCGAUCAAACUCAGCCCAAGUCAUCACGUGGCCAUGGUGAACCUUGGGCGCCUCUACAGGUCGCUGGGGGAGAACAGCAUGGCGGAAGACUGGUACAAACGCGCCCUGCAGGUGGCACGCAAAGCCGAGAUCCUGUCCCCUCUGGGAGCGCUGUAUUACAACACCGGCCGCUACGAGGAGGCUCUGCAGGUUUAUGGGGAAGCUGCAGCCCUUCAGCCUUCUCAGAGGGAGCUCCGCCUGGCGCUGGCGCAGGUCUUGGCCGUGAUGGGUCAAACCAGGGAAGCUGAAAAGAUGACCACUCACAUCGUGGAAGAGGACAGAGGAUGCCUGGAAUGCUACCGCCUCCUGUCCGCCAUCUACAGCAAGCAGGAGCGCCACGCCCAGGCCCUGGACGCCAUUGACAAGGCGCUGCAGCUGCAACCAAAGGACCCCCACGUCGUCUCUGAACUCUUCUUCACCAAGGGCAACCAGCUGCGGGAGCAGAACCUGCUGGACAAAGCAUUCGAGAGCUAUAAGGCUGCAGUGGAAUUGAAUCCAGCUCAGGCGCAGGCCUGGAUGAACAUGGGCGGGAUCCAGCACAUCCAGGGAAGCUACGUGUCUGCACGCGGUUAUUACGAGAGAGCCCUGCAGCUGGUUCCAGACAGCAAGCUGCUGCAGGAGAACCUGGCCAAGCUGGACCGUCUAGAGAAACGCUUACAAGAGCUUCGAGACAAAGAUCACACGUAGUAGCAGCAGCCUGGGGUAGCACUGG
This is a messenger RNA of Ochotona princeps (American pika), 3058 nucleotides long. It is a transcript of the gene TMTC1, whose product is annotated as transmembrane O-mannosyltransferase targeting cadherins 1. Gene Ontology annotation, molecular function: mannosyltransferase activity; protein binding. Gene Ontology annotation, biological process: protein O-linked glycosylation via mannose. The transcript is spliced from 20 exons. The record is from RefSeq and is a predicted model, not a curated record. The coding region runs from base 199 to 3033 and encodes 944 amino acids. Lineage: Eukaryota; Metazoa; Chordata; Mammalia; Lagomorpha; Ochotonidae.